This is a messenger RNA of Paramecium primaurelia, 957 nucleotides long. NCBI's taxonomy places the organism in Eukaryota, Ciliophora, Oligohymenophorea, Peniculida, Parameciidae. The record is from the annotation of a GenBank genome assembly.
ACUAAAUGGAAUUAGUAAUGAUAAAUUAUUAUAGAAAGAGUUGAAUUAUGUGAAUUUGGGCGAUCAUUCUGAGUAUUGAUUAUGAUAAAAUUAAAAAUUUGUGAAACUCAAAAGACUAAGUCUAUUUUUAAAUUUACUUAAGCUCUUUCUGAUCCAAAUAUACCAAUAGAAGAGGUUUAAAAUUAAGGACCAUAGACACAUUCUAAUAAAGAAUUAGAGAUGGACAUAGAUUAGUUGAGUUAUUAGAAGUUGUUUUCUUCUAAUGAAAUAGAUUAAGAAAUUGAUUUCUAUGAUUCUAGAAAAUCUAAUUCAUAAAUGGGAGUAAGUCCUGGAUUGUCGAUUACAUCUUAUGAUUUAGAAUAAACAGACAAAGCUUUAGAAAUUCAACCAUAUGGAAGUGUUUCUUAUAAUCAAAGGGAAGUACCAUAAAUAGUUCUGGCUCUAAGAAAACGUAGACCUGCUCAAAUUUAAAUUGUAUAGACAAUAUCAUAGAGUUAAGAAUCUUGCAAAACUUUAUCUAAUUUUUCUUUAUCUGAUUUAUCGCCUAUGCAAACUAAAAGGUUACAAGUAAAAUCUGUUAUUGAAUUCUCUUUGUUUGAAAAUGAUGAAGAAGAAAUCUAUAGUGUAUUUGAAGAUGAAUUAAAUCAUUAUGGCACAUUACCAUAAUCAAAAAUAGAUUUUUUGGAUAAUUUACAUAAAUUUUUAGUUUUAUAUAAAAUGAGAGCAGGAACAUUUCCAAGACAACGUGAAAACUUAGAAAAUGAAAUGAUAAUAUCUAUUGCAAUGAAUUUAGCUAAAGUAGAUAAAUAACUGUUUAAACAAUAUUUCCCAUCUAAAAAGGUCUUUUUUGAUGAUGAAAAUGACUAUACAAGAAUUAAAAAAGUUAAAAGAAAAUAAAUUAGACAACUUACUUUAGUUGAGACUCCAGAUUUUUAAUAUGUAAAGGAUGAUAUAUGA